AUGGAAAUUGUUUCUGCAAUUGCUGGCAAGAUCGCAGAGUAUUUGUCUGUAGCUGCUGGCGGUCAACUUGGUUACCUGUUCCAUUACAAUGACAACAUUAAAGACUUGAAAGAGCGAGUAAAGGAGCUUAGUGGCUGCAAAGAGAGGGUGCAAAUGAAAAUUGCUACUGCUAAAAGAAAUGGAGAAAGUGUCUUCAUUGAUGUUCAAGACUGGAUAGAAAAAGUUGACAAGAUUUCUGCAGAAGCUGAAAAGUUUUUUGAAGAUGAAGCCAAAACAAACAAGAGGUGUCUCAAAGGGUGGUGCAUCAAUCUCGGACAACGUUACCGAUUCAGUAAGAAGGCAAAAGAGCAGGCCUUAGCAAUUUCAUAUCUUGUGUUGCAAGAAGUGGAAAGGUUUGAGCACGUGUCUUCUCUUCCUUCUCCAUCUGCAGUGGUAUCAUCAUCUUCGGUAAUUCCUUCUGGCACUUUUGAAUCUCGAAACUCACUGAAGAAGCAAAUUCUGAAAACUUUAAUUGAUGAUGAUAAUAUCAGCAUAAUUGGAAUAUGUGGGAUGGGGGGUGUGGGUAAAACCACGCUGGUGAAAGAAAUCAGCCGACAAGUAAGAGAGGAAAAAAUAUAUGAAGAAGUAGUGGUGGCAGUUGUCUCUCAAAACCCGAGUAUUAUGAAGAUUCAAGGUAACAUUGCUGAUACGUUAGGUGUAGCAAUGCCCUUAUGGGCUAAUUCUGAAUCAGUAAGAGCCAGUUUCCUAAGAGACAGAAUCAAGGAAAAGAAGCAGAUCCUUGUAAUCUUAGAUGACGUUUGGAAAAGAAUUGAAUUUGAUGAGAUUGGUAUUCCAUGGAGUGAUCAUAGAGGUUGUAAAAUUUUGAUCACCUCUCGAAGCAUAGCUGUUUGCAAUCAAAUGAGGUGUCAAAAGAAUUAUACAGUUGAGACGUUAUCCGAACAAGAAUCUUGGGAUCUUUUUAGCAAAAUUGUCGGCUUGACUAUUGAAAACUACGAUAUAAACCAGAUUGCAGGAGAAGUGAUUGCUAAAUGUGGUGGCUUACCAAUUGCAAUUGUCACAAUAGCAGGAGCUUUGAAGGGCAAGGACAAACGUGUGUGGAGUAAUGCAGCUCGACAACUUAAAACAUCUAUUCUUACAAGUAUCCCAGGAAUGGAGAGCAAUGUUAUAUCAUCUCUGGAACUAAGCUUCAACUGCUUAGAAAAUGAUGAGAUAAAAUCACUUUUCUUGUUUUGUAGCUUAUUUCCAGAAGAUUACAAAAUUCCAGUUGAAUCUUUGGUUCGAUAUUGGAUAGGUUUGAAGUGGUUUGGAGAUGCCGAUGAAACAAUCGAAGGUGUCAGAAAUAGAGUACAUGCUAUUGUAAGUGAUGUCACCUAUUCUUUUCUCCUAAUUGAUGAUGGUAAAAAUUGUGUUAAAAUGCACAAUAUUGUCCGUGAUUUUGCAUUAACUGUAGCCUCUAAAUAUGGCCAUAAGUUCAUCGUGAAAGCUGGCACUCAUCUACAAGAGUGGCCAGAUGGAGAUACAUUUGAUGAAUUCACAUGUAUCUCGUUGAUGGCAAAUUUUAUUAGGGAACUACCUAGUGGGUUGAAAUGCCCAAAUUUGCAAGUUUUGUUGCUUCAAGGAAAUAAAAAUUUGGUUAUCCCUGACUAUUUCUUCCAAGAAAUGAAAGAUCUCAAAGUUUUGGACUUGGGAAAAAGCUUCAUCACGUCCUUGCCUGAUUCACUUUCAUUUCUCAUAAAUCUUAGGACAUUAGAUAUUACUAAUUGCGAUUUGGGCAACCUCUCAGUAAUUGGGAAGCUAACAAAACUGGAGAUCCUGAACCUUUCCAAUUCUUAUAUUAAAGAGAUCCCCAUUUCCUUUAGCCAAUUAAGUAAUCUCAGGUUGCUAGAUGUGAAUAAUUGUUGGCUAUUAGAACUAAUAACUCCUGGUGUUAUACAGUCUCUUAAAAAGUUGGAAGAGUUGUACAUUAAUGUAUUUCAGAAUUGGAAAUCUGAAAGUGAAAAUCUGAGAAGCAAUGCCAGUCUUGUUGAGUUACAAGCCUUAUCUCGAUUGACUAAUUUGCAUAUUUAUAUUCCAAAUCUUGAUCUCUUGCCAAAGUUUUUGUCAUUUCAAAACCUGUUCAACUUUAUCUUACAAAUAGGUGGUGAUCUAGAUGUUCAGGGUUAUUUUGAUAUGAGUAGAUACUCAAGAACUCUGAUACUCCAACAAAUCAACAAUCCGGUGAUGCAUGAAUGGGUUAAAGGACUGCUCAAAAGAAUUGAGUUUCUAUCUGUUGAAACAAUUGAUAAUUUAGAGAGUGUUAGUCAUAACCUAGUUGAAGAAGGGUUUAAUGAAUUGAAAAGUCUUGAUAUCAACUCAUGUGAAAAGAUAAAGUGUCUCCUAAAUACAUUGGAAUUGACACCAAACUCAACUUUCCACAAUUUAGAGGAACUGCAUUUGUAUGAAAUUCCCAACUUGGUUGAAAUGUGUAAAGGAGAACCUCCGGCCGAAGCAUUUUCUAAACUAAAAGUUUUAGAAGUGGCCAGAUGUGAUAAGAUGUUAAAUGUUGUACCAAGUCAAUUGUUACGGAAAUUUCAAAAUCUUCAUACUUUCAUAGCACGUAAUUGUGAGUCGAUGGUGUACACAUUUGAUUGUGAAGAGAUUAAGAUUACAAAAGGAGAAUCGAAGUUGCUCUCAUCAUUAGAAUAUCUAGAAUUGUAUUACUUGCCAGAGAUGUCACAUAUAUGGAAUGGUGACCAUCAAUCCAUAAGCCUUCAAAACUUGAAGAAAGUAGAGAUUGGAUUUUGUGGUAAGUUGACAAACUUAUUUUCAGCAACUCUACUCCAAGGCCUUAUUUGUUUGGAAGAUAUAUUUGUGCAGAAUUGUGAUGAAUUAAAGGAAAUCUUUGAGAAGAAAGAAGCUUUAGGUGAGGAAUUAGACCCCGCUAUAACCUCCCCGGGUUUGCAAAACCUGACUUCUAUAGACAUCUGGGAUUGCGAACAAUUAAGAAGCCUCUUCUCCCCUUCCAUUGUGAAAUGCCUGGUGAAGCUCAAAAGACUUGUAGUUAGGAGGUGUUCAUCAAUACAAGAAAUAAUCAAAAAUGAGAAAGGAGAAAAAGAAGCUUCAAUAAAGAGGCUGUUGUUUCCUAGUUUGUCCAACUUAGAACUUAGAUAUUUAGAAAACCUCUCUUGUUUUAGCUCAGGGCCUUAUGCUAUUGAAUUCCCAACAUUGGAGAGGUUAAAGAUAUAUCGAUGUGAAAACAUGAAGACCUUUGGAUAUGGAGAGCAAGUGACACCCAAGCUUAAAGAAGUGAUCCUAGAUGGUGAAAAGCGAUGGAAUGGCAACAUUAAUACCACAUUGCAGGAGUUCUUGAAUGAAAAGGAAUUUGUGGGAAGACAGCGAAAAAUGAGGAAGAAGAAGAAAUGGGAUGGUGUGAUAGAGAUUGAGAUUCUACUUAUGGUCGGAUUGAAGAUGAACUUCACCGCCUUUUCUCUGAUAAUGCUCACAGUUUUCCUCAGCGUGAUAGCUUCUCAGGGUCUCGGACUAGUAAUCGGUGCAGCAUUCAUGGAUGUGAAGAAAGCAACAACAUUGGCAUCUAUUGUCGUUAUGACCUUUAUGCUCUCUGGUGGAUUCUUUAUCCGGAAUGUUCCAUAUUUUAUGAGAUGGGUGCACUACAUUUCUUUCAAUUAUCACUCAUACAGGCUUCUCCUGAAAAUCCAGUUCAGUUGCUCUGACUCAGGUCCUUGUGAUUCUUCCUUAAUCAGAAAACUCAGACAAUAUCAAGGUGGCUCAGAAGUGGGAGCUCUGGUGGCCAUGAUUGUAGGAUAUUGGAAGCAGAGUCUACUGCCAACAAUUAUAGCAGUAGAGAUGACCUGUGUCACACGGAUUCAGCUGAAAUACUCAAAGCGUCUCUCCCGAAGACCUCUCCUCAAGAGAACUGAGAACUGUUCCCACCAGGGAGCAAAAUCUGAAAUGAUGAUUCGUGAAUCUUUGGUUUUGAUGAUGGAGAAUGCAGGGAGUUGCUUGUGUUCAUGCAUCCUUAUUUUGUGGUAUAAAAUUUGGGAGAGGAAUGUUGGUGGUGAUGAACCAUUGAUUGACAAACUAUCAUUUGAUUCUCAACGUUUGGAUUUGUGUGGUGGUGAGGCUUCAGAAGGGGUAUUUGUUGGUGCCUUGCUGUCUAUGUCUUCACCUGCAGUGGUAUUGUCGCAGAAAUUACAAACAGUUAUCAUUUUGCAGUGUGUUCUUGAGACAGAGAAGUCUGGAGGACGUCAUACCAGUGCUGUCUCUGUUCCUAUCCUUCCUCAGGCUGAUGAGAUGCUGAACGAAUUGAAGUUGAUUGAAUGA
This is a messenger RNA of Mangifera indica (mango), 4320 nucleotides long. RefSeq names its product probable disease resistance protein At4g27220. Gene Ontology annotation, cellular component: membrane. The transcript is spliced from 10 exons. Gene Ontology annotation, molecular function: protein binding; ABC-type transporter activity; ADP binding. Lineage: Eukaryota; Viridiplantae; Streptophyta; Magnoliopsida; Sapindales; Anacardiaceae. The record is from RefSeq and is a predicted model, not a curated record. Bases 1 to 4320 code for a protein of 1439 amino acids.